AUGCCGAAAGUAUCAAAACGGCAGAAGGAGAAGAAGGCCGACUUCCAGAAAACCAAACUCAAGUUAGGAAAGGGAAAGCAAGCCGCUAACAAUGCUACCGACGUCUCGUUCAGAGCCAAGACCAUUGCUCUACCUCAGCAGUCGAUCAAUGUCGACAAGUCAGGCAAGCUUGUCAACUCUCGUAACCUCACCAUCGCCGAUCUCGCCCUUCAGCUCCGUCACUACUCGGCAGGUGUACGACGAGAUGCUGUCGGAGGCAUCAAGGAAAUCCUCACGCUGCAUCCAAGCUUGAUGCUGACCGAUGCAGCCUCGCUCAUCCCGGAACUUUCUCGCUGCAUUGGCGACGACGAUGCCUCCGUCCGCAAGCAAUUGCAUGCCUUGUUGGCGUGGAUGCUGCCAGAGGUACCCGCUCAGUUGCUCGGUCCUUAUCACAAUACCCUCCUCCUCUUUACUACUUCGGCUCUCAGUCACAUUUAUCCAGAAGUGCGUCUUGAUGCCGUCAGGAUCCUAGACGUCUGCUUGUUCGUGCUGCCCGAUGUAGCAACAAAAGGGUGGGAGGCCGCUGUUCACAAAAUGGCCAACGCCAUCUCGACAACAACUGGCGGAUCCGCUUCUUCAAACACUGCCGGUCCAAGCAGCGCCGCGCAUCAACCUCACGGCGAGCGAAUUAUGAACUGCUAUCUCAAUCUCCUCGGCAUCACGCAGCGGUCAAGCGCUGCUGCUUCCAUCACCGCCACCGACCUAGCACCGGCCGCGAAGCUCUUGAUCCUCAGAUCGCUUCGAUCUUUUCUCUCCCACGCUCUUCCGUCCACGACUGGAACCGGCGUGAAUAGCGAUAGCGAGCACGGCUGCCCCACAUGGUUUUUCCGUUCUGCUUUUACCUCUUCGGCCGAAUUCGAAUACUUUCAGAGGCUCCUCGGUCGCCACUCGAGCUCUGCACAGUCACGUUACGUCUCAAUCACGCGAUCAAAGGACGGCAGCUCGCAACAAAGUCCUACUCUAUACGGUAGGCAAGCGUCGUACGCUGACUGGCCAGCGUCUGAUGUGGCAGCCUCGUCCUUGAUGGACUUGGACUCCACCGCGGGCAAGUCACUCAACAGUGUCGACCUCCUCGAUUCUCUCCAAGCCGCCAUCGCUUUGCAAUCAUACCCUAGCUCGAAUUCAUCUGCGACAUCCUCUGGGAAGUGCACACAAUCUGCUGCCUUGUCGCUUUACUCUUUGCUGGAUCCAGUCCUGCUCGCAUCCUUUCUGGACGCCGCGCCGGCCGCUUUCCAGCCCGACCUCGACCUGUCGCAGCAAUCUCGCGGCCAGAAUGUUGGGCUUUCCACGCCUGCGCAGCUCGUCUUCGAAAUCAUCAGCCUCAUUCUGGCACUGUGGCGAGGCUCGCCUUCCCCUAGCACACAAGUGCGAACAUCCCUCGCAAAUGCACUGGGUCACGUCUCAGUCUACUUCCCCUUCAGCCACCACAUGGGCUCCAGCGGUCUCUCGGCCAAGGCCAAGUCAGCGGUAGUCAAGAUGGACCUUGCCUAUGCUGAACUUACGGCACUAUUGGCGCUCAACAACGCGAAGUCGCAGAAGGUCAAGUCGAAGUUCAACGUCGAAGUGCAGAUCGCUGCCGUCUCUGCUUUCAUCGCCGAGCUGCUUUCGACUCCCGUUACCGAGAGCGGGACCGUCUCGCUCGAAUCUGUCAGUGCAUCUGCUGCCAGUGUGCUCGAUGCCGAGACGUUCCGUGCUCUGCUUCCGACCUUGUGGUUCCUGCUCGGGACAGAACACGAAACGCUCCUGGAUAGCUUGCUGGCCACCUAUCAUGCUCAAGGAUCUCAGAACCGAGUCAAGCCUGUACUGUUUGAAUUCCUCGCACGUUCUUUCCUGCUUUCAAAGAUCAGGGCAAAAACGCCUUUCUCGACGGCAGAAAGCGAACACAUUCUCGAAAGCCUGCUGUCGACACUACCUCGCUGCCUUUGGGAGGCCUCGUCGUCGGCCAGCGGACAUGCAUUUGCAGGGGUCCAACUUGAGUUCCUCCACUUUUUGCUUCUGCUACCUUCAGCUCCCACGGCGCUCUCAUACAACAAGCUGGGGCCGUUCUACUGGAUUCGCCACCCGGCCAAGAAGGUCUCAGGCCCAGGUCCAUUCAAUAGACUUCCGCGAGCACUUCGCAAGCUCGCUCUCGACAACAUUUCGCUUUUAGCAAAGCAGGACGAUAAACUCGACAAGACCAUGGCACAAGCGCUGCAAUUCGCACAGACCAGUGCAUGA
Molecule: messenger RNA, 2256 nt
Organism: Sporisorium graminicola
Lineage: Eukaryota; Fungi; Basidiomycota; Ustilaginomycetes; Ustilaginales; Ustilaginaceae
Exons: 2
Coding region: 1-2256 (751 amino acids)
Biological process (GO): rRNA processing
Cellular component (GO): nucleus
Source: RefSeq, a predicted model, not a curated record